AUGGUUACUUUAUGUGGACCACUCGUGGACAUGCUCAUAGAUUUCGUCCACUUGAAUAGAUGGAGGAUGAUUGUGAAAAGAAGACAUAUUUAUCGACGUCGUGAAACAUCUCGAUAUGCUGCACGUGAUCGUCGUGGACAAGAAUCAGAUAUCUUCGAUGAUAUCAGAGAUACGAUACCAAUCGUUAAUGAGGCAACUGUUGCGCAGGUAGAUCGAAGUGCUUUAUUACGAGUGGCGUCAACUUUUUGUAGACUUCGGGAAAUCGUGAAACACGUUCUAAAACCUUCUUAUGAGGAAGCAUGUCAGUAUUCGCGUUUUGAAAAUAUAUUAUUAGACUGCUUAGAUGGGUUCCUCGCAAUUGUUGAUGACGACGACACUAUUUUAUACAUUAGCGAAAGCGUCUCUGUGUUCCUUGGAUUUACUCAAACCGAUCUCGCGGGGCAGUUAUUCAAAAGUUUCAUCCACAUUGAUGAUUAUGAUACAUAUCGAACUUGUUAUCUUAAGAAUGUUAAUUAUGAAGUAGGACAAACUUUUACAAUACGAAUGAAAUCAGUAAUUAGUCCUCGAGGCAGAAAUCUUAACUUCAAGAGCGCUCAGUUCAAGCCAGUUUCUUGUAAUGUACGUUCUGUAUCUGUUGGCUAUUGCAAUGUUCGCAUUAUACUAGUUACCACACUACCAGCAGGUCAAGGUAAUUUUGUAACUGCGUUCUCAAAGAAUAUUAACAGAUACAAGGAAAUCCAUACUACGCGGCAUAACUUAGAUAUGAAGUUUAUAUUCAUCAGUCACAGUUUCGAUCUCAUUUUGUCUGGAAAGUCAAACUCUUUACUAGGUACUUCGUUCUACAGUCUGGUUUAUCCAACGGAUCUUCAGGCAGUAGUUACUUCAGUUCGUGAAUUGUUUUCAAAAGGUCAUACCAAAACAUCUUACUAUCGUCUCAUUGGUGCCAACAAAUCGGUAUUAUGGGUACAAACAGAAGCGACAAUUACUAGUCGCUUGAAAAAAAACCAAAGAACGAGUCAUGUCUUCUGUACACAUACUGUAAUAGGAUGGCAUCCUUUUUAA
This is a messenger RNA of Thelazia callipaeda (thelaziosis nematode), 1062 nucleotides long. The record is from the annotation of a GenBank genome assembly. Lineage: Eukaryota; Metazoa; Nematoda; Chromadorea; Rhabditida; Thelaziidae.